CGGUGUAGUAGUCAACACGGCACGGCACUUGUGUGCAUUUUCCGCCUGACUGACGGACGGGUGGAGUGCUAAGGCCCCAUCCAAGGCAGGGCUGAUCCCUCACCACACUGGUGUCGGCUGGCAGGAACCUGCCUGGGCAGGCCUACUCAUUGGUACCUGGGCUGAGUCCACUCCCUACCUAGACUUCAAGCCCGAUUGUCAAAGUCCCUUUCCCAUCAUCCUAGGCUAAUAAGAAUUGCGUGUCAAUCGCGUGUGAUUCCAUUGGACGACACGCCUCGCUCGCAUCCCAUUGACGGCAACCCGUAGAUACGUAGAUCGUCUGAGUGGGUUCAACCUCACCUUGGAUUGAUUGGUGCUCCGUCCGUGAAAUCCCGUGUUUGAGUUGACAUCUGCGGGUGGUGAUUCACCGGAUUUGUCCGGUCUGAUCACUCUGUGAUCAUGGAAUUUCGCUCGGGUAAGCCCGUGUCGCCCCCACCCGCCCCAGGCGCCGGGGCUACGCACGAUAUGAAAAUGACGGAGACCCACCUGCAGACCAAUAUCCGAUGGGAUCCAUCCUACCUCAAGAGCGUGCCGGGCAUGCUCAAGCUGGCGGCGGUGAUUGUGGACUUGGUGGGCUUUAUAUGUGUGAUGUGUGCCUCGGCCUAUUGGCGCACACGCUCCGUGGGCAGUUGGUUCGCCUUUGUCACCAUGACAGGGUUUUGGACCACGGGCACGUUGCUCUUGUUCUAUCUGCUCCAUGUGAUUGAAAAAUUUCACGUCAUCCCUUGGAUGUUAAUUGAGAUGAUCUUCUGCGCUUUGUGGGCCUUCUUCUUCCUAACUGGAGGUUUGGACACGGCCAUUAAUGCGGCCAAUGAUUCGGCCUUUGGCGCUGCCGCCUUUUUCGCUUUCGUGGCUAUGGGUAUCUACGGCUUCGACGCCUUCCUCAAAUUUCGCGGUUGGCAAGCCGGACACCACGCCCAAGGCCUCCGAACCGUCCAGCAUAACAAGCCAGAAGUCCCGGCUCCGGCCUAUUAAAUGGAAAGAAACAGACAUUCCCGUUAACACCGGGUGAUGAGUGCAAAUUCUUCCCGGGUGCAUCCGAGUGUGGAGAUGGUCCCAACCUUUUUAUUACCCACCCCGGAUCGGAAGCUCACCGUCCGUGCUGUGUUUAGCUUAUGCCCGCCUUGGCCCAGGACUGUAUUUCAUGAGUUCACGCCCUCAUAUCCUAUGAUUUACUAUUUUUCCUAACUAAUAUCACCCAAUGAAGUCUGAUGCCGCAUUAGCUUCAAAUACAGAAACAUUAAACUAGCCA
This is a messenger RNA of Tigriopus californicus, 1291 nucleotides long. Its product is annotated as CKLF-like MARVEL transmembrane domain-containing protein 4. The transcript has 2 exons. Lineage: Eukaryota; Metazoa; Arthropoda; Copepoda; Harpacticoida; Harpacticidae. Bases 439 to 1014 code for a protein of 191 amino acids. The record is from RefSeq and is a predicted model, not a curated record. Gene Ontology annotation, cellular component: membrane.